Oryzias latipes (Japanese medaka) is the source of this 2731-nucleotide messenger RNA. RefSeq names its product rho-related GTP-binding protein RhoH. NCBI's taxonomy places the organism in Eukaryota, Metazoa, Chordata, Actinopteri, Beloniformes, Adrianichthyidae. Gene Ontology annotation, biological process: small GTPase-mediated signal transduction. The record is from RefSeq and is a predicted model, not a curated record. Gene Ontology annotation, molecular function: GTPase activity; GTP binding.
AGCUGGCUACAACUUCUGAUCCCGGCUUCUUCUGUCACAGAUUAUACUGCCUGCUUCAACCACACUGCUGCUUCACUUGUUCUUCCUGCACAGCUGCUCACAUGCUUUUAGUCUGAAAGAUGAAAAAUAAGUCUGUAUGCAGAUGAACUUUAAAGCAAGAGACAUAAUUCCUUCCUUUUAGAAUAUAUUUAAAAUGGACGGUCAAAUGAAUCCUGGUUCCAAAAAAUUAAACUCUUUAAGAUCCGUCAAUGAAGCAGGAGAGAGAUGUGAUGAAGCACAGCUGCUGUGGGGGAGGCGAGUGGUGGAGUCGGUGAGUCACACCUCCACACUCCUUCAAGCGGAUGUGCUUUACUUGACUUUCUCGUGUUUUCUGACUUCCAUCCCUCUGACUGCAGAGCUAAACCUUUCUGAAGGGGCCACCGUUUCUCUUUUUUUGAAGGUCUUUUUGGCUCAAAUUACUGCAACUUUGACUGUGGCACUCAAAGUUGACCAUAAAAUAAUCUCCAUCAUGCAUAAAUGAGCUGAAUUUUGAGAGUUUGAAGUCUGUUUUUUUUCAACACAGUGAAGUCUUGAAGGCGGCAGUCAACAUCCGCUUGAUGAAGAUUGAGACGCCUCCUUCUCAACAGCAAAUAUUAGACCUGAAAGGACAGAACAACGAUGCACAAAGCGACCAUGGAGGAGUACCUGCACAGACCGGAGGGGCAGCAAACCAAGAUGGCCUAAAGAACCUUCACAAAGUCUGGCCAUUGGAGAUGUGUUGACUCUACAAGUUUGGGACAUUUUCAAGAAUAGACGGGCACCGAUCAGUUCAGCAGUAGUGUUGUCGCUUCCUUGAAACUGGUUUAAACAUUUCCGGCUCAAUAGAAAUAUCUGAUGCUUGCAUGCGGGAGCUCGGCACAAAACAAAGAGGGAUUGCUUGAACAGAACGGAGAACCUUUUCUAUAAAGAACCAGAGAAAUCAGGAGGACUACGAUAAACAUCAGCAACAAUGAAUGGCUACGAGGCAGAAAUGUCUGUGAAAUGUGUUCUGGUUGGGGACUGUGCAGUUGGAAAGACAGCCUUGCUGGUCCGCUUCACCUCAGAGACCUUCCCUGACGCGUACAUGCCCACAGUGUUUGAUAACACCGGCGUGGAGGUGUACAUGGAUGGCGUCCAGAUAAGCCUGGGCCUGUGGGACACUGCGGGCAGCGACAACCUCAAACAGAUCCGACCGAGGUCAUACCAGCAGGCCGAUGUCGUCCUUAUUUGCUUCUCCGUGGCGAACCAUAAUUCUCUAGCCAACAUUCAACGUAAAUGGAUCGCGGAGGUUCGAGAAAACCUGCCCAAAGUCCCAGUGCUGAUUGUUGCGACCCAGACAGACUUAAGGGAAAUGGGCGCACACCGGGGUAGCUGCAUCUCACCAGCCGCAGGAAAACAAGUCGCUCGUGACGUCCACGCUAAGGGCUAUCUGGAGUGCUCUUCCUUGAGCAACCGUGGGGUGCAGCAGGUGUUUGAGUACGCCGUGCGGACAGUCUUCAACCAAGCCAGGAAACAAGCCAGGAGGCGCAUAUUUAACAUAAACCAGUGCAAGAUCUUUUGAUCCUUGACCUCGACUUGAUCAAGACAUCAUUGUCCUGAUCUUUUAGACUGUCGUUUAAACUCACGUCUGUGAAGAAUCUCAGUCAUCCAGGUCAUGUUUUUACAGGAUUCUGGGCAACUGAAGCGCAACUCAACAGACUUUACAAGUCCAGAAGACACGUAGAUGUGUGAUAUUUUGGAUUUUAUUGAUGCUUAACUGUGUUACUUUUUGAGAAACAUUUGUCAACACUCACAAGUCUUACAAACUCAGAAUAGACUUUAAAAAGGGAUCAUGUGGAUUUCUUACUGCUGCAAAAAUCUGUAAAAGUUGUUUCUAUUUAAGUUGUUUAGGAGAGCAUAUAUGUUGUGAUUUGCACAUUUGUCUAAAUCAAGUAGUUAUUUCUUUAUUAAUAGACAAAGUGUGUGCCUUUGAAUUUGUUCCUUGUGAUUUCAACAGGGGGAAGUGAUGCUCAGACUUAAAACUUUAGCCGUGGCAGAUCAACAUUAACAGUGUUUUCCCGUUUUCUAAUAGACAAGUUUAAUACGAUGGAGUUGGAGUGAAAAUGUAUUUGUUUCAAAAUCAAAACUGCAGGAUUAAACAUGUGUUUUCUUCGCAUGUUGUUCUAUUUUUCCCUGAUACAACUGUGUUCAUAAAUCAUUUGACGACCAAAUUCAUCUAUCGGUAUGAAGCCCAUUGAGACAACUAUUGCUGUAAUAUUGGGCUAAAUUAAUAAAAUUGAAUUGAAUCUAAACAGGAUAUACAGAAAAUGCAGAAUAUAUAUCGUCAAAAUAUUUAAAUUAUUAUUUGCUUAAAUCUUAUUUGGUUAAAUGUAUUGGUGCUGUCAUUACUGCGGUAUAAUAAGGCUGUAUGCGAGUGACCAACAGACCACAUCGAAACUUUUCCGGUGUCGUCUACGAAACUUUAAAAAAUACGAAUAUUAUUCAAGUUAAGUUUUUAUGCAAACGUUGUCUAUAAAUAGCAUGAAAGCUAAAUUAAAUGUUCCUAAAACAAAACCCUGAAGGGCAUAAAACCACAAGUGACUCAAAAUUUUGUGCAUUAUGAGUUUUUUGCAAAUGAUGUCCUUAUAUUUCCGAAAAAACCAUGUUGUGCAACUUGAUUGUGUGUUUUUACCUGUUUAAAAAAAGCAAUUAUUAAACAAGUCGUUAUUUGCAA